Messenger RNA from Bombina bombina (fire-bellied toad), 495 nucleotides. It is a transcript of the gene CLTRN, whose product is annotated as collectrin, amino acid transport regulator. The record is from RefSeq and is a predicted model, not a curated record. Lineage: Eukaryota; Metazoa; Chordata; Amphibia; Anura; Bombinatoridae. The transcript is spliced from 4 exons. The coding region runs from base 1 to 495 and encodes 164 amino acids.
AUGGGAGCAGUGAUGAAUGCCUUUUUUAGGAAGGUAAAGGCUUCAUUAGCUGAGCUGUUCCAAACAAAGGGUGUAUUACUCUUAGUGAGAUUGUAUACGUGGAAUGGAGAUGAAGAGUAUCUAUUUAAAGCUGUGAUUGCUUUUACUAUACGGAGUUAUACAAAAAAUGAUAUAUUUCAAAUUUCCAAUAUUUUGCUCUGCAAUGUGACACAAAGAGUAUCAUUCUGGUUUGUGGUUACGUCUCCUUCAAAUGACUCCAGUCCAUUUCCAAGUGCAAUUGUUGAAGCAGCAAUAAGAAAGGAAAGAAACAGGAUUAAUAGUGCAUUUCUGUUAGACGACAAAACCUUGGAAUUUGUAGAUAUUCUUCCUACAUUGGCCCCUGCUACCGAGUCAUCCAGACCUACCUGGAUCAUAGUUUUUGGAGUAAUUGUCUCUGUCAUCGCAGUCGCCAUUAUCUUCCUUGUUGUUUCCGGAAUGCUACAACGCAGGAAGUAA